Molecule: messenger RNA, 903 nt
Organism: Theobroma umbraticum
Lineage: Eukaryota; Viridiplantae; Streptophyta; Magnoliopsida; Malvales; Malvaceae
Source: RefSeq, a predicted model, not a curated record
CUUUUCGCUUCAUAACGGUCUCGACGGUUCCCUAACCCAUGAAUACACCCUUUAUUCCGUUUCAUUGUUCGUGACGGGUUUGCUCAAUAAAGCUCAAGCACCUCUUGCUUUUGUUUUCUAUUAUAACGUCCCUUACACCGUGACAUAAGGAGAAGACAAAGGGGAGGGAAGAAGAGUGAUUAUAAAGAGAAAGCAUCAAGAAAUAUACUCAUUUUCCCUUCUUCCCUUUGAUCCAACCUUGCGUUUGUCAACCUUGUUACAAACUAUUUUCUUUGUCCUUGAGCAUGUUCUUACAUGUGGUGAUGAACCAAAUGGGCUGCAUGAUAUCAGGUCACGGUGGCAAGGGAAUUUUAGCCUCUAAGCUAUGGUUCUUGAUGGCAUUGUAUCUUCUCCCCAUCGGAGGUCAGGAUCAAUCAGGAAGCAAUUCCAAAAAGAUGAGUUGGGCAGCUGGUCAACACUUGUCCAGAGGCAUAGAUUUCUGUUAACAGCUUUGGGACUCUUAGCAUUCCUCUGUACCAUCUACCUUUACUUUGCAGUUACUUUAGGGGCCACCGCCGAUACAUGCUCUGGGUUGACAGGAACACAGAAAGCAACAUGUAAACUGCAGCAUGCAAGGUCGACUCUGUCCCAUGGAAAACUGAAAUUCCUUUAGCUUGUCUAUGGCCAAUUACCGGUUGGUUUAUUAUUAUAGUAUUCGGUUUUAGGCAACUGAAGGUAUUCAAAUUUGAAAAACACAAUUCAUUUAUAGUGGAAUAUUUUGUGUCCUCUUAUGCUGCUUGUUCAUAUGCAGGUUUAAAUCUAUGCAGCUGAAAUUUGUACUGCAAACUCUAUUUUAAUGAUUAAUCUUCUAAAGAAGCUAAUUUUCUUAAUGUUGAAGAUGCAUAUAAUGUUGUUUGGAGGUUA